AAAAAAAUCUUGUCUCGGCUGCUCGGUCCUUGUGUUUGUUGUAUCAAUUUGUAUGUCAAUUAACAAUUAACCCUUGUUUAAUGAUGGCUUGUUGAUUAUUAAAAAGCUGUGCCCAGUACUGAUAUUAUCGAUGUUCAACGUGAAGUGAAUGUAAAACAUGGCUACGGGCGGUGAGGAGCUGUGGCGCGAGUGCGCUGCUUGGUUGACGAGAUGUGGCUUGCUGCGUCCCGACCAUAAGGCGAAUUGGGAGACGAGUACCAUUGCUGACCUAGCAUAUACGUUGCGGGAUGGAGUUCUGCUGUGCAAUCUGCUGAACGCGCUGCAUCCUGGCUGCAUCGACAUGAAGGACGUGAACCAGCGUCCACAAAUGGCACAGUUCCUGUGCAUGCGGAACAUCAAAGUAUUCCUACGGACGUGUCAUGAGGUGUUCGAGCUGCGGGAGACUGACCUCUUCGACCCGUCCAUGUUGUUCGACCUCUCAAACUUCCACCGGGUGCUCUGCACAUUGGCCAAACUCAGCCAGUGCCCUAAAGCACUGGCUAGGAACAUCAAGCCAUUUUCAGCUCACAGGACUCAGUCGGAAGAGGACAUAUACAAAGACCUGCAAUCUGUUAGCGCCCGCGUGUCGCUGGAUGCGGACGCGUAUAUGCGCUCGAGUCCGUCCCAGGCGGCGGCGGAGGUCCCCUGGGUGCAGUUCACUAUCCCCAGUGCCACCUGCGAGGACAGGGUUGAGGAGAUCUACGAGGAUCUCUGCUACGUCAAGUUCACGUCAGCUGAACCCGAGCUAGCGACCUCGUCGCACAGUCUAGAGAAGAGAGAUUAUGUUAUAAGGGAAUUGGUUGACACAGAAUGUAACUAUGUGGACGUCCUGAGUAAAAUUGUGAAACAUUUUCUGAGGCCGCUCACGCCGUACUUGAAGCCAAAAGAUUUGCAGACAAUUUUUUUCGGCAUCAAGGAGCUCCACGAAAUCCACUCGGGUCUGUUACGUCAGCUGAAGUUGGCCACGGAGGCGUGCGUGCCGGGCAGCGGCGCGCCGCGAUUGGCUGACGUGUUCCUCGCGUGGCGCGAGCGUCUGCUCCUGUACGGGGACUACUGCUCGAACCUCACGCAUGCGCAGGACACUCUCAAAGCGCUCGACACAAGGGAUACCACCUUCAGUAAACAGCUCGCGAAAUGUCAAAAGGAACACAGUGACGGUCGCAUACAACUGCGCGACAUCCUCUCAGUACCAAUGCAACGGGUGCUGAAGUACCAUCUGUUACUGGACAAGCUGGUGCACGAGACACAGCCGAACCACGAAGAGUUCCGAAGUCUGGAGCGGGCCAAGGAAGCGAUGGUGGACGUCGCUCAGUACAUCAACGAGGUGAAGCGGGACAGCGAAGUGCUCGCCCUGCUGGCCAAAGUUCAGGAGAGUAUAAUAGACUGGGAGGGGGGGGCGCUGGGCGCGGGGGGCGCGGGGCUGGCGGCGUACGGGCGGCUGCUGCUGGACGGCGAGCUCAAGGUCAAGGCGCACGAGGACCAGAAGCUGCGCUCCAGAUACGUGUUCGUGUUCGACAAGCUGAUGCUGCUCUGCAAACCUGUCAAGGAGAACCAGUAUUCGUACCGCGUGGGCGUCAGACUGGCGGAGUACCGGGUGGAGGAGGGCGGCGAGCGGCGUUCCCGAGGUGACGCGCGCUGGGCCGCGCACUUCUACCUCGUGCGCAGGACCAAGGACGCCACCUUCACGCUCUACGCGAGGACUGACGACGCCAAGAGGAAGUGGCUCAAAGCUAUCAGGGAUGCCAUAGACAACCUAGAGCCGUCGGGAUGUCGAAGCACCAACCACAAGUUUGUGCUGCACACCUUCGAGAAGCCCGCCACCUGCCACCAUUGUUCCAAGUUCCUCAAGGGCAGGAUAUUCCAGGGCUACCUGUGCACGGUAUGCAGCGCGUGCGCACACAAGGAGUGCAUAGCACUGUCGGGGCGCUGCGCGGGGGCGCUGUGUGCGGGGGCGGGGGCGGGGGCGGGGGCGGGCGGGGCGCUGGCGCCGCCGCCGCCGCCGCACCCCGCGCCGCCAGACACCGCGCUGCACUAUUACAUGUGGUACGUGGGUGAAAUGGGCCGGGAGACGGCGACGGCGCGACUGGAGCGGCGCCUGGACGGCACGUUCCUGCUGCGCGUGCGCGCGGCGCUGCAUCGCCACUCCGACGCCGACACGCAUUACGCACUUUCGCUCAAGACGGACAACACAGUGAAGCACAUGCGCGUGUGCUGCAAACAGAUCGACCAGGUUCGGCACUACUACCUGUCGGAAUCUCGUUUUUUCCGGAGCAUAGUCGAGUUGGUCUCCUACUACGAGAAGACCAGCUUGUCCGAGAAUUUUAUUGGGUUAAACUCAAACCUCCGCUGGCCAUUCCGCCGCGUGGUCGCGACUGUGAUCCACGAUUUCAGGCCUCUAGAAGCUUCUCAGUUAGCGCUCAGACCUGGCGCCAAAGUGUUGGUGCUGAGCAAGGAGGGCGACAGUAGGGGGUGGUGGAAAGGGAGGACUUUGGACAAGGGCGACAAUCGGUCGGGAUACUUUCCAAAAGAGUGCGUCCGCGAGGAGCCCGAGUGUAUCGGAGCGCUGGACUGAUGUCAGCUGUGCCUCGCCGAGCGGGAACUGCACUUCGCGGCUCCGGCGAGGGACCUCGAACCCGGGGACUUGGUCUAAACACAUGUAUGUAUAACCUGGGGACCGAGAAACUGUUUUCCAGGAUAUCUAGUUCAGACGGUGACAAGUCUUGAUGGUUUCUCCGGAACAGCCGCUUUUUAUGUUAAAAAUACUUCGUCUGAUGAAAAUUGGAGGCACAGCUGAACGAGAAACCUAUGGAAGUGGUCCACACUAAAGGCAGCAGGAUAUCAAUAGCUAGGAAUUAAUCAUCUACAAAUAAAAACGCUUCACUUGAGAUGUUAGCCGAGUGAGAAUCCGGCGAUCAUCGACGAACCUCCGAACUUAGUGUAAAUAAAUAUCCUACUACUUAGCUCGUGAGAAAUUUACUCGUUGAGAUAAAUCUUUCAUGGUUCGAUUAGCUACAUCAUGAAUGAUAUGACACACCGAGGAACGAAGUCCAAGCGAGAAAACCAUGAGAAACUAAUGAGAAAAGCUGCCAGUUCUCCGAUGAAGUCCGUUUUUCUCGUCUGAAUGUCAGCUAGUGACGUUGAAUCCUGAAUGCCCACGCCUGAAUACCUAUAUAUUUAUAUAUAGCUGAAAGUGACACGAGCUACAUUUGGCCGAGUGACGAGUGACAAGUUUAAACGCAUAUAUUAAGUGACGUCUAAGUGUGUCAAAGAAUAUCUUGAUAUAGUCGAAGACAACGUCAGGUAAAUAUGGAAUAAGGCCUAACAAUCACUUUAGUCCGUUGUUAGGCCCUCUUUACAUUGGUAAUUUUAUAUUAUAAGUUUGUUAUUAAAAUUAUCCAUUACCAAUGACAUAUAUUGAUUGAAGGAGUAACAAAGAAUGACAAUGCAGAGAAAUGGGGAUCUCACAAGUAAUGCAGUUUAUUUUAUACAUUAUAAGAUGUAGUGACUCAAUGUUGCAAAUUGAGACACCAGAUUUGUCCCAUAUUUAUUCAAAAUAUUUAUUAGUAAACAUAAUUCAAAUCUACACCGAUGCAAUGAUUAAUAGAGUUAAUUAAAGAAGAGAUGAGAAUUAGAGUUAAUUAAGAGUAAGUUAAUCUAUGAUCAUUGCAUUAAUAAUUAUAGUACUACCAAGUUUAUAAGUCGCCUCGAUAAUGUUCUUUGGCGCAGUAUUUCAUAUCCUAUAUAUAAUCAAACAACGUUAUUGCUACUACACAAGGUUUUAAACAAUAAACAAUAUAAGCGGUGCUAUCCCGCUCUAAAUUACUUUUGUGCAAAGCUCAAAAUAUUUUUUUUGUUUUACGUAGCAUCCAACAGAGGGCGGGUUAGGAGCGAUAUGAUUGGCUCGCGCAACGUAUUUAUUUAUUUCUAACAGGUACUUACGUCGGUAUAAGUCAUAAAAUUGGUAAUACUAUAUUUAAAAAAUAUAUGUAGUAAAUAAAUUAUAUUUGACAAAAAUAAUAAAACAUAGCCUAUGGACAUGAGUAAGUAUUGUGGACAGAACUUAAAUCAAUCAGUGCAAUACUAAUAAUAAAUAACAUCCUUAGACAUUACUGUUCUACUGUUGAAAUCGUCCAAAUUUAAACAAAAAUGUUACAUAAAAAUUUUAAUCUCAUUCAUAUCAAUAGGUAAACGUUUCGUGACAGUUUGGCGAUGUAUCACGAAUUUAGCCAAUUGCAAAUAAAAAUUCGUGGUAUAAUAAUGUAGUUCAACAUAUGUUUUUAUUAUAACCAAAAAAAGUCAAACAAAAAAGGCCAAAGUAAAAAAAAAAACUGUUUUAUGAAAAUUAAAAUGAAAUAUUCGUACAGACAGCCGCAAGUCAAGUUACCCUGCACUUUAACAGGGGCAAAUUUGCAAUGUGGGUUGACAAUUGACGUGCUGUUGACUGUACUAUAAACAAUAUAUUUUUGUAUCUGUGGCCAUCCACAGUAGAAUUAGCAAACCUCAAGUACAUAACACGUGUGUUAUAAUCUCAAAUUAGUCCUAAAAUGCCAGUGGAAUAUGUAAUAAUAUCAUAUCUGACUGGCAUUAAUUGUGUUAUUCUAGUUAAUUAAGUGGAAUCAGUGUGUAUAUGUAAUGUUAUAUGUAAAAAAAUAUGAUAGUGAAAUAUUAUCUGGGGGUAAAAAAGAAAUCGAUGACUCUAUGGGCCUGAUAUAUUUGUCUAUGUAUAUCAUAGUGCUGAUUGUACCUGUCGUAGUGUUGCCGAUCAGUAAUCCACAAUCGAUAGUUAUUGAUGUUAUCGAUAGUUGCAGCAAAAGCAGUAGAUCGAUGGCUUUUUUCGAUUGUAUAACAAUCGAUUGUUCGGCAACGCUGUCUCAAAUCUUGUCUAUGUUUCCUCUUCAAUAAAGGUUGUCUAUGCUCUCUCAGAUAGGUAGCACGGUAUGUUUUUAUGGUGCGGAAAAAAUGCUUUAACUUAGAUUAAUGAUAUUAAUGAAGGCAUAAGGGUUUUUGGAUGGAAAUUGUAUGGAUUGAUACGGUUGUUGUAUGAGCGGGAUGGAUUUUGCAUGGUAUGAAUAAGCUGGAUACAGGCAAUGAUGAUUUGUUGAUUUAAUCAAAAGUGUGUGAUUGCAGAGGCUGUAAGAUUUAAGAUGGACUUACAAAACUAAGUAGAACUUUUUGAUCUUAACUGUGCUCAAAAUCAUUUAGACAUGACAGUUUCAUAUCGUAUUCUCUCUACAUCCACUCUCUUUAUGAAUUUGAAAAUCUUUCAAAAAUACAAUACAGUCUGUCAAUAAAGUGAGAAAACUAAAUAAAUGCUAUCACCUGUUGGCUGGCAACACCGGGGCGUUUAUCAACCAAUCUUGACCAUUGUAUUUGGUAUUGCAAUGACAAAAAAUGUAGUUGGUUACAAAUCCAUUUUCUCCACAUUAUUGACAGAUUGUAAGUGAGAUGAAGUGCCAAAUUACAUUGAUUAAAAGUGUGUGUAUGUCACGCACAAAAUUUCGUUUUUUUUUUGUUUUAUCGCAUUUUGUAUUUUCAAUUAUUGAGUGCAGAUGCAGUGAAUAGCAUGACUCGAUACACACAUACAUUAAUCAAUGAUUUGAUGUAUUUUUUGUGUUCUAGCAAUUUUGUUUUUUACCUAAAUGACAUUUUGUAGCAAACAUUUUCAAAUAUUUUAUUACUCCAUGACUUUUAUAUUGAAAAACUUUACUGACAACAUUCUGUUUAAUACUUAUUUAUAUAUAUAUUUUUUCAAUGGCUACCACGUUAUUUUAAUACGUAGCUAAAAUUCGCUCAGAGUUUAGUGUGUAAAUAUUGUUAACUUAUUUGAGUAAAUAAGUACGAGCACAAUGAAUAUUAUCCUUCCACGAUUAGCGAUGUGCAGAGUAUAUGAAAUGUUAUAUAAUUAAAUAUUAAAUAUAUGUAUAUGUAACUAAAUGUAUUUGAAUGUGUUGAAGAAGUGGCCGUUGAAGAUUCUGCAAUUUUUAAUUAGUCAAGCAAAAAAUCACAUUUAAAAACUGUGUUAUAACGCGCUCCCGGCCACUUCUUUAAAAUUAGUCAUAAAUAAAUGAAAUGAAUGUAUAAAUUAUAUUAUAUAAACAAUGAUUGUGCCACUUUAAAUAGAUAUGCUUCAAUAUCAUAAUAGGACUCGGUGAAUGAGUGUACCCACCGCUUUAAAUAUAAAGUUGUGAACUAAAUAUUAUAUAAAUGCAAUUAUAAAAAAAUAUAUAUGUGAAAAAAAUAACCCGCAACAGCGGUAUCUCGUUAUCGUGUAAACGAAAAAAAUAUAUAAAAAAUAAAUCAUACUAUAUAUAGAACUUGGUUGUUGUGACAUUAUACAUGUAUAUUUUUAAAAUUUAAUUGUGUGAAAUGGGCGAUACAUGUUACGACAAUACGUGCGAGUGUUGAUUUGAGUAUGUUUUAUUGAAAUAUCAGCAAUUUUGGUGCCAAAACAUAUGUUCAUUGUGAACAGGCGAUCUCGGCAUUGUGCUAUCACUUAACAAGUUUAUUUCUAUGUAUCUAUUACUGUUGAUUUUUUAAUGCAUCGCACAAGUUUUAAAUCAAUUAUAUUUUAUUAAUAUUUCUAGUGAUCAAUUAUGGUAUUUAGCACAAUAAGAAAUCCACUGCUAAAAUGUUAUUUGUUUAAAACUAACAUGAUAAAUAGAUUCAUAAUUAAAAGUAUGGGUCACUUUACUGGAUAAAAAAUAAAAUGCAUAUAGUUAUUUCAAUAACAAAACAAUGAAAUGUUAUUUUAAUUGAUCGGUUUCAUUAAUUACGUGAUUUACUAUGUUUAUUAUACCUAUUGCGAAGGAAUGCAUUUCGACUACAAAAUCUUAAAUCUUAAAAAAGAAAUCUCCAUGUCACUUUUGAUUUUGACAUUUAAAAAAAGUAUCUGAUUUGACUAGUUGGAACGUAGCCAAUGAGCAUAGCGCUCGGCGAUUCGCGCUUGUCACAAUGAUCUACUAAAUAUAUCGAUAAUCGAUACUAUACAACAGCCGGUAUAUUGUGACCCGUAUUUUUAAGUCAAAAUGUUUUUUGGUCUGUAAAGAUUUUUUUAUUCAAUCCCCAUGUAACAUAGUCAUAUAUUGACGCACUUGAUAUGUAUACGUUUGUGGCACUAUUAUUAUAUUUCAUGAAUUUGAUGUGUACACGUCGACUGUCUCAAUAUUGUUUAGAUAAUUUUACAUGAGAGACCUUUACAAAUGUACGAUUUUUUAUUUAUAUUUAAUUCUAUUUCUCUUUGUAUAAUGUAAUGUAAAAAAUAAAGUAUAUUUUAGCUCAUUGCAUUAAUUUUAAUGAAUGGAUAUUAUUAUGUAAUUGGCACAUGCAAAUCAUUGUGUAAGCCAUCUUUAGUUGAUAACAAGCGCUAAAUAUAGGUGCUGUCUACACUUUUAUUUCAUUUUGCAUUUUGUGUUCAUUUUAUGGCAGCUAACACACUAUCGCCGAACAGAUGCCGAUGCAUGAACAUUGCGUAGCUUGUACGAGAGCACAUUGCUGUUUUUCCUUGCUGUAAAUAAAUACAGCAAGGAAAAACAGUAAUGUACGUCGAAACAGCGAAAUUUGGCGAACUGUUUGCCAAUAGUGUGGUAGUGUGGAGCCGGCAUUAACUUUGGGACGACUCGCAAACGCCCGCGAAGAUCGGUAUAAAUGUAUUUUGAUAUUAUUUACGUUCACGUUUGUAAAUAUUAUACAGAAAGGCAUAUCUGAUUGUUCUGUAGUUAGGUAAGAUUUGACUCCCAAUAAAUAAAUGUUGGAAGUAUGCAAA
Molecule: messenger RNA, 7801 nt
Organism: Plodia interpunctella (Indianmeal moth)
Lineage: Eukaryota; Metazoa; Arthropoda; Insecta; Lepidoptera; Pyralidae
Gene: Vav
Product: Vav guanine nucleotide exchange factor
Exons: 16
Coding region: 158-2611 (817 amino acids)
Biological process (GO): regulation of GTPase activity; cell migration
Cellular component (GO): cytoplasm
Molecular function (GO): protein binding; guanyl-nucleotide exchange factor activity
Source: RefSeq, a predicted model, not a curated record